This is a messenger RNA of Knipowitschia caucasica, 1095 nucleotides long. The record is from the annotation of a GenBank genome assembly. NCBI's taxonomy places the organism in Eukaryota, Metazoa, Chordata, Actinopteri, Gobiiformes, Gobiidae.
AUGUCUUCUGUGCUGAGGAACUUUACUGCUCUUUCUUGCACAUUUCGGCCCUGUUUUUCACGGCUCUCCACGGGGAAAACAUGGGUCUUGGACAGCGAAGUGCGCACGCUUGUCUUGCGCGUAAAUCCAAACAGAAAGUGUUCUGAAGGAGGCAAGUUCAACCAGCCUGUGAGUGCAGAGUUCGUGGCGAGAGUGUCAGGGGUCCCGACCAUGGCCCGGCUGCCCUUCCAGGAGAGCGCGGACGGACUGCACGCCGCGUUUGUGGGGGUUCCGAUCGACACUGGGACGUCCAACCGACCUGGAGCAAGGUUUGGUCCUCGACAGAUCCGAGUGGAGUCUGCAAUGCUCAGAGCUUACAACAGUGGCACCAGAGCAGCUCCAUACGAGUCUGUGAAAGUGGCAGAUAUCGGAGAUGUCAAUGUGAACUUAUUUGACCUGAAAGACACCUGUAAACGCAUCCGAGAGGCUUAUAGGAAGAUAGUGGCCACAGGGUGCAUACCACUGACGAUGGGAGGUGAUCACACAAUUGCUUAUCCAAUUCUUCAAGCUGUUGCUGAAAAAUAUGGUCCAGUGGGUCUGGUGCACGUGGACGCUCAUGCUGAUGUGAGUGAUGUAAUUUUGGGGGAGAAGAUCGGCCAUGGGACGCCGUUCAGACGUUGUGUGGAGGAGGGGCUGCUGGACUGUCACAGAGUGGUGCAGAUCGGACUGCGUGGCACCGGUUACUCCGCAGACGCCUACGAAUGGAGCAGGUCACAGGGUUUCAGGGUGGUCCAGGCAGAGGAUUGCUGGUUCAAGUCCCUGGCUCCGCUGAUGUCUGAGGUUCGGGCACAGAUGGGCUCAGGUCCAGUUUAUCUGAGCUUCGACAUCGACGCGUUGGACCCUGGAUUUUCCCCUGGAACUGGGACUCCGGAGAUCGCAGGACUUACCCCAAUACAGGGUGUGGAGAUCAUCCGUGGUUGCCGUGGGAUGAAUCUGGUUGGAUGUGACUUGGUGGAAGUUUCCCCUGCAUACGACACUACAGGAAACACGGCUCUGACUGGAGCAAACCUCCUCUUUGAGAUGCUAUGUGUGCUUCCAAUGGUGAAAUAUUACUGA